AAACAUCCAUAAACAAGUCUCUCAAUAACAACAGCGGAAGUGGAAAAUAAGUUCAUGCUCGAUAUUUGUGCUAUAUCUCAUAUAAAAGUGACAGAGUUUGGAAGAUGAACAGUCUCUCUCCAGAGGUGGCAUUGAGCCGUAUUUCUCCUGAGCUGCGCCCUUUACUCUGCUCUGUGGUGUGCAAUGGACGGGUCGGUUUAGACUCAUCCAGCUGUCUCCGGAUCACUGACCUCAAGAGUGGCUGCACAUCACUAAUGCCUGGUCCAUGCUGUGACCGAUUUAAACUUCACAUUCCAUACGCUGGAGAGACUCUCAAAUGGGAUAUUAUUUUCAAUGCCAAAGACCCAGAACUGCCCCCUGACUUUAUCUUCGGAGAAGAUGCUGACUUCCUUCCUGAACCAUCAGAACUCCCGCACUUGGUGUCGUGGGACACGGGUAAACCAGAGUGUCUCCUGCAGCUGGUGAAAGAGCUGUUGCAGCAGUAUCAUCAGUACCAGUGCCAGCGGCUUCGUGACAGUUCCCGCCUGCUCUUUGAAUAUGGUAGCCUGCUGGAAGACCCCAACUAUGGGCGCAGUAUGGAGAUCUACGCUGGCCGCAAGAACAGCUGGACGGGGGAGUUUUCUGCUCGAUUCCUUCUCAAACUCCCUGUGGAUUUUAGCAACAUUCCCGUCUAUCUCCUCAAGGACACAGCACUCGAUCCAGGAGAAGAUGUGGCGCUUCUGUCUGUUAGCUUCGAAGAUGAUGAAGCCACGCAAGUCUUUCCUAAACUCUACCUGUCACCCAGCAUUGAGCAUGCACUUGGAGGAUCUUCGGCAUUACAUAUCCCAGCAUUCCCCAGUGGAGGCUGCCUCAUUGACUAUGUGCCUCAAGUGUGCCAAUUACUUACAAACAAGGUUCAGUAUGUCAUUCAAGGAUAUCACAAGAGGAGGGAAUACAUUGCUGCUUUUCUCAGUCACUUUGGCAUGGGUGUGGUAGAGUAUGAUGCUGUUGGGUUUACCAAGCUCACCCUUCUGCUCAUGUGGAAAGACUUCUGCUUCCUGGUCCAUGUGGACCUGCCUUUGUACUUCCCUCGAGAUCAACCCACCCUCACCUUUCAGUCUAUCUAUCACUUCACCAGCAGUGGGCAGCUCUACUCUCAGGUGCAGAAAUCUUACCCCUACAGUCCGCGCUGGGACGGCAACGAGAUGGCCAAACGAGCCAAGGCUUACUUCAAAAGCUUUAUCCCUCAGUUCCAGGAGGGGGCUUUUGCCACUGGAAAACUGUAGAUUUACUGUGAGAGUUAGUUAGUUCUCUGAUUUGAAAGGAGGGUCUAUAAACAUGAUGUAUGCUCAGAGUCAAGCAGGAGUCUAAAAGAAACCUGUGAUUCACAAGUCUGCCAACUCUUCAAUGUUCCAGCCCUCAUAAACAACGUCAUUUGGUACAUUUAAAAGUACUGUGUGUAUUUUAUUUUAUUAAUUUUUUUUUUUUUUUUUUAUGCUAUUUGUGAUUCUCAUGUUCUUUAUGAAUAUAUUACAUAUUAUUGUUUUUUACAACAAUAAAUCAAGCCCUUUUUUGCUGCUUUACUCAGUUUUCUUAUUUUGUUUUAAAGUGUUUUACAUUUUUUAUUCAUCCACAGAUUCAUUUGUUUUGUGCCAGUUUAUUUUAGACAAAUCUGAUAUAUAAUUAGCCGAGCUGUAUCAGUGUGUUAUUUUGUGAAUACUUCUACAAUAAGGUUCCAUUUUGUUAACAUUAGUUUAAUAAAUUUAGUAAAUACCAUAGUAAAUGCAUUGCUCGUUAGUGCAUUGUUGCAUUGCUGUUAAUGCAUCACAUUGUGAGUUAUUGUUAAUUAAUGCAUAAACUAAUGAAAAUAGGAACUAAUUGUAAAAAUCCACUCCAUAUCUAAAGUUCAGUAAGGCCAUGUUUGGAUGAAUUUGAAUGGAGUGACUGUCUAUCAUAACUCCCAUAACUUGUGUUAGCAUUUAUUACCAAGGUCAGACAAUGCCUAAAUUCUAUUAUCUGUUACAUCUAGUCUUUUUACCAUUCAGUUUUCAUGUUGACUGUGUCAAGAGACUCUAUGAAACCGUGAAUUAUAAAAAUGUAAUCAUUAGCACCAAACAGGCUGGAUUAUUUGAUGCAUCAAAUUCAUUUUAAUACUUUGGGUCAGGGUUGGUUCAAUUACUUUAACCUAUGAAUGAGGAAUGGUGAUAAUGAUCCUUGCCCAAGCAAACACUAAGUGUGAGGUCAUCAGUACUUAACUUUGAAGGAUUUGGUUCCAGUUUGCAUGUAUGUGUGUGUGAGUAUCUACACGUGUUGUUUUCUUGUGAUGGAAAAGUGUCUUGGAGUGUCGUCACUGUCAACACUGAUUGCUUUUAAGCUUUUAACAGGGUUAAAACUUGAACCAGAGUGAACAUUUGUGAGUGUGUUUGUUAAGGGAGUGUAGUCGUGAAUGGGAUGUGUUGGAGACCUAGAGCUGAGGGAGGGAGAGACUGUAAGAGUGGGAGCUCGCUUGUUUUCAUCAUUAAACAUAGGGGUCAUUGUCAGGGGUCUUUGUUGGCCUCAGGGUCUGCCCUCUGCUAUAUUUGUUGUUGGUAAUGUAGGAGCUGUCAUGUCUAAUUGGGAACCACGGUAUGAAUGCAUUUGGGGCAUUUAAUAGAAUCAAGUCUCUUAAUAAAAGAAUUAAUAACAAGA
Molecule: messenger RNA, 2667 nt
Organism: Carassius auratus (goldfish)
Lineage: Eukaryota; Metazoa; Chordata; Actinopteri; Cypriniformes; Cyprinidae
Product: BRISC and BRCA1-A complex member 2-like
Exons: 12
Coding region: 105-1265 (386 amino acids)
Biological process (GO): double-strand break repair
Cellular component (GO): BRCA1-A complex; BRISC complex
Source: RefSeq, a predicted model, not a curated record